Molecule: messenger RNA, 819 nt
Organism: Cladocopium goreaui
Lineage: Eukaryota; Dinophyceae; Suessiales; Symbiodiniaceae
Source: the annotation of a GenBank genome assembly
AUGGAUGCUUUUCCAGGUCCUCCGGGUGAUUGCGGGACGUGCGGGGCUUGCAAUGGCGACGCCUGGUGGGACGCGAAUCUUGAGCUCUGGAGGAGUAAGUGCACAAAGAUGUUUGCAAACGCUCAAGGGGAGAUGAAACGGAAGUCUCCACACGAGUCAUUUUCGGCUGGGGCACCUAUGGGCUGGCAUUCUUUGAGCGUGAUCCCGGCCAAGUCCGAUCGAUGCGGUUGGGCGAAAACGCUGCGCAACAAGCGUCAGUUGGAGUUGGCCAAGCAAGGUGUGAAGGCUGUGGCACUGAAGAAGACAGACGCAUUGAAAGCUUUGAUCAGUCUGAACAAGGAGCACCAACAGGAAGUGGAGGCAACGAAGAAACGUAGAGUGACGACAGUCAAACUCAUCCAGCCGACAAUCGAAAACUUUCGGCGAAACAAAAAAGGUCAAAAACUGAUUGCACAGGAGCUGUCACGCCUCUUGACAGAUCAGAGUCGUUGGUUUCCCCUCAAACCGAUGGCUUCGAUGGAUGGAACGAAAGUGAGAUUCAGUCACCAAGGCCAGGUGAAGGAAAUUUCGAAGUCAGAGCUCUGUGCCAAAGCGUCCUCGUUCUUCAGUUGCUACUUUGGCGACAUUCGCAACAAGCUUAACUACGGAGCCAAGGUCCAUGGAUGGCUGACUGAGGUUAAAAAAGGAAUGGAGGUUGACAUGUCUGAUGCAAAGCUCAACUCCCUCAUCGGGGAAAUCGCAAAUUUUAAGGCUCCCGAACUCCAGGGCUUUGAGGAAAGUCUGGGAGAGAGCGACUAGUGUAUAGAAUCUGAGGCCCAG